Messenger RNA from Vigna unguiculata (cowpea), 911 nucleotides. RefSeq names its product peptidyl-prolyl cis-trans isomerase FKBP18, chloroplastic-like. Gene Ontology annotation, cellular component: chloroplast thylakoid lumen. The record is from RefSeq and is a predicted model, not a curated record. Gene Ontology annotation, molecular function: peptidyl-prolyl cis-trans isomerase activity. NCBI's taxonomy places the organism in Eukaryota, Viridiplantae, Streptophyta, Magnoliopsida, Fabales, Fabaceae.
CAUAGCAUGUGGCGCGAGAGAGAGUAAGAGUAAUGGCAAUGAGUUCGUCUUCUUGCGCUUGCGCUUCUAAUUCAAAAAAUUGGAGCAUUGAUUAUGGAGGUACAAUGCAUUCAAAUUCAAAGCGAAUCAGGCCAACGAAAAUCGCCAUGCCACUCUCAGUUUCUGGUUCCAGAAGAUCCACGGCGAUUCUCAUUUCAUCGUUGCCGUUCACCUUCCUUUUGCUCUCUCCGCCGGCGGAGGCCAGACGCAACAAGAAAACAAUUCCCCAAGAGGAAUACCUCACUACUCCUGAUGGAUUGAAAUACUAUGAUUUGAUUGAGGGCAAAGGUCCAGUAGCUGAAAAAGGAAAAAUCGUUCAGGUCCACUUUGAUUGCUUAUAUCGCGGGAUCACUGCUGUAUCCAGUCGCGAAUCUAAACUCCUAGCGGGAAAUCGUAUCAUUGCUCAGCCAUACGAAUUCAGGGUGGGAGCUCCUCCCGGAAAGGAAAGAAAACGUGAAUUUGUUGAUAAUCCAAAUGGUUUAUUCUCUGCUCAAGCAGCACCCAAACCCCCACCUGCCAUGUAUACAAUAGUGGAGGGAAUGCGAGUUGGUGGAAAGCGAACUGUUAUUGUUCCUCCUGAAAAUGGUUAUGGACAAAAGGGAAUGAACGAGAUUCCGCCUGGAGCUACAUUUGAACUAAAUGUUGAGCUUCUGCAAGUUGUAGCUACCUGAAGAUCAGAGUGAGCUUCACUCCAUUCUUUGAAGCUGUUGAUAUUUAACUUCACAAUAUGUAUUUUAUGAGGCUUGCGGCUAUUUUAUUCUCAAUAACCUUUUUUAUCAUUGUCUUUUACCCAUUGUGACAACAGAGGAAAUAAGGUAGAGAAGAAAGAAUAUUUUUUUUGCAAUAUGAAAGAGAAAAUAAAGAAAAAAUUA